AUGGCCACUGAUCCUGAGAACGAAUACACAACGCAAGCAUGGCUCACGAUUUUCGGGGCAUUCACAUGUCUUUUCUGCACAGUCGGGUUUCUAAACUCAUUUGGCGUUUUCCAAGCUUACUACGCGACAACUUUACUGGUCCAUGAAUCUGAAUCGACUAUUGGAUGGCUUGGAGCUAUGGCUAUUUUCUUCCUUUUCUCGAUCUCCAUGUUUUCUGGUGGAAUGCUGGAUAUCUUUGGACCCAAGCUCCUAAUAUGGACGGGGUCGGUUGGUACAGUUUUCGCGGUGAUGAUGACCUCGCUCUGCAAAGAAUUCUAUCAGUUCGUGCUAGCACAGGGCAUUCUUCUCGGGAUCUCCAUGGCUCUGGCUACAUGGCCUGCACUUGCGCUUGUUGGACAAUAUAUUAAGAAGAAGCGCGCGGCUGCGAUGGGGAUUGUCCUUGCUGGGUCCUCGCUUGGUGGCAUCAUCUGGCCCGUUGCGAUCGAUCAGUUACUCAAAAGACCGAACAUUGGAUUUCCCUGGACGAUGCGCAUUGUUGGUUUCAUCAUGAUUCCACUGUUCUUGUUCUCCUGUGUUUUCUGCAAAUCACCUCCGAAGGUCCAUGUUUCCUUGGAUGUUGAUCCGGAGAAAGAGACCGAUCGACCUGCUCCAGAAAAGAAAGUUGAUCACAAAAAGGAGGCGAUUGCACUCUUCCGACAGCCUUCAAUGCAGCUGCUGUGCCUUGCGAUGUUCAUAACAUACUUUGGCAUGUUUGCGCCGUUCUUUUACACAACUUCCUACGCUGUUGAAAAGGGAUUCUCAACAACCCUGGCAUUCUAUACUGUGUCGAUUGUCAACGGAGCCUCGUUUCCCGGUCGCAUUCUUCCAGGAAUUCUGGCUGAUAGAAUUGGCCGAUUCAAUUGUAUAAUCAUCUCAACCUUUUCAGCGGCUUUGAUAGCACUGUGUUGGACGAGUGUGGAUUCAACUGCUGGCUUGGUGAUUUGGUGCGCUGCUUACGGUUUUGCAUCGGGGGGUAUUCUUUCAUUACAACAAGCCUGUGCCGCUCAGGUGGCUACGCCUUCUACAUUCGGUCUCGCAAUUGGUGGCGUGGCUGGAUCCACUGCUUUUUCGUAA
Messenger RNA from Penicillium verhagenii, 1113 nucleotides. Its product is annotated as putative MFS monocarboxylate transporter. The coding region runs from base 1 to 1113 and encodes 370 amino acids. Gene Ontology annotation, cellular component: fungal-type vacuole membrane. Gene Ontology annotation, molecular function: transmembrane transporter activity. The transcript has 4 exons. NCBI's taxonomy places the organism in Eukaryota, Fungi, Ascomycota, Eurotiomycetes, Eurotiales, Aspergillaceae. The record is from RefSeq and is a predicted model, not a curated record. Gene Ontology annotation, biological process: transmembrane transport.